This is a messenger RNA of Emiliania huxleyi CCMP1516, 891 nucleotides long. RefSeq lists its product as hypothetical. The record is from RefSeq and is a predicted model, not a curated record. Gene Ontology annotation, molecular function: oxidoreductase activity. Lineage: Eukaryota; Haptophyta; Isochrysidales; Noelaerhabdaceae. The transcript has 4 exons. The coding region runs from base 1 to 891 and encodes 296 amino acids.
AUGCCCUUCCUGCUCUGCUGCAGCCUGCUCGCCGCACUCGCAAAGGAGGAGUGCGCCGACUCCUCCUCUCUGGCCGUCGGCCAGCUGGCGGGAAAGCUCGCCGUCAUCACUGGCGCAUCGCGUGGCGUUGGAGCCGAGCUCGCACGGGUGUACGCCCGUGAGGGAGCGUUUGUUGUGGUGAACUACUUCAGCAGCAAGGAGAAGGGCGAAGCCGUCGCCGCCGAGAUCAACGCCGCGUGGCCGUCGCGCGCCCUCGCCGCGCAGGGCGACGUGACGGUCAAGGAGGACAUGGUGAAGCUGGUCGCUGAUGCCGAGACGCACUUUGGCAGGAAGGUCAGCGUCGUUGUCAACAAUGCGCUGCCCCGCUACAAGUUCGACCCGGGCUCAUCCAUGGCGAGCAUUAAGACGGUGUCGACAGAGGACCUGGAGCAGCAGAUGAGAGGUACGCUCGCCGGCGCCGUCAACAUGGUGCAGGCAGCGCUGCCCUCGUUUGAGGCGUCCAAGUUCGGGAAGGUGGUCAACAUCGGCUCCAACCUCGUGUACAACCCUGUCGUCACGUACUACGACUACACCGCGGCGAAGGCGGCGCUCGCGGCGCUCGUCGGCCUCACGCGCAACCUCGCCGCGGAGCUGGGGCCGUCCGGCGUGCGCGUCAACCUGGUGGCGGGCGGCCUGCUCGAGACGACCGACGCGUCGGCCCUAACGACCAAGGAGGUGUUUGGCUUUGUGUCCGCUGGCACGCCACUGCGCAAGACGACGACGGUCAACGAUUUUGCCGAGGCGCGGCGCUGCCACACACACACACAGGCGUGCGUCUUCUUCGCCUCGGACGCGUCGAACGCGGUGACCGGGCAGAGCCUGUCGGUCGAUGGCGGGCUGACGAUGCCCUGA